Molecule: messenger RNA, 1415 nt
Organism: Helianthus annuus (common sunflower)
Lineage: Eukaryota; Viridiplantae; Streptophyta; Magnoliopsida; Asterales; Asteraceae
Product: F-box protein At5g07610-like
Exons: 1
Coding region: 93-1289 (398 amino acids)
Molecular function (GO): protein binding
Source: RefSeq, a predicted model, not a curated record
CUGAUGGAAAGUGGAAACCCUAAGUCCCUAACGGUGAGCACCGGAGGCAAAAUCAAGAACACUCUCGAAAUCACUCACUCCAGAAGAAAAAAAUGGUGAACACCAGAAUCAAGAAAACCCUUAAACCCUCCUUCUCACAAGCUUCCACGGAGGAUUCGGAUCAUCAAUCGACUGAAUCUGGAGCUUUGAUUGGUUCCAAUGAUGACAUUUUAACCGAAAUUCUCCUCCGCCUCCCUGUUACCUCCAUCCUUCGCUUCAAAUCUGUUUCCAAACACUGGUAUUCGCUUUUGAGUCACAGCCAUCUCACCCAAAGGUAUGAUCACCUUUCUAAAUCCCCUGGUCUUUUUGCUCACGAUAAAUAUCUCCCCUUUGAUGCUGAAGACCCAAGCACUCCUCCUUUUAGCAGUCUUGAUUCCUACUUUGAUCUUCCGGAUGUCAGAAUCGUGCAAUCUUGUAAUGGCUUACUACUUUGCUACACUGACCGUGGGCCCAAAGGCCGCAAAGCUGCUCUUAAGUAUUACGUCUUUAAUCCCACCACCAAACAAUUGGCAGUCAUCCCACCGAUUUGCGGAGGUUCUAAAGUUCGUAAAACAAUCCGUUUUAUGGGUCUGGCAUUUCAUCAAACAGAUUGUGUUCACUACAAAGUUGUUUGUGUUCGUCGUCUUGAGCCUGGUGUGGAUUUGUUUCAGAUUCAAGUCUACUCGUCUGAUACAAAGAAAUGGGAGAUGACUAGCGAAUCUUUCUGUAUAUGUAAACACGUUUUAUUCGGCCACGGAGUUUACUGGAAUGGAGCUGUUCAUUGGGUUCCGUUUUCUGGCUGUCCGUUUUACUUUAAACUAGAUGUUGAACAGUUGCAUAUGUUGCCUUUGCCGGAGGGCUAUACGUCUUCCGAGAUAUUCAUAAUGUACUUUGGAGAAUCUGGAGGUCAUCUACAUCUAGUAGUACAGAAGAAUCGUGAAGAUAAUUAUUUACGUCUGAAUGUGUAUGAGAUGUUGAGCGAUCAUUCGGGUUGGUUUGUCAAGUAUCAACUACAGCUUGAUGAACUUCUGGAUUCUUUCCCGGAGAUGAUCUCUGAGUACGCUUGUUAUUUUAAAGUCAUUGAUGUGGUUAGAGGCGAAGAAGAAGAAGAUACAUUCAUCGUUCUGAACACUAGUGAAAAGAUUAUAACAUACAAUGUUCAUGACAAGAGUUUCAAACAGGUAUCUAGUUUCACCGGGUACUUAUUUGAAGACAAUUCAAUGUUUCAUCCAGUUUAUCAUCGUUACACCGAAACCUUGUCUUCCUUCUAAAUGACAUUUUGGUUUGUUUAUCUUAUUUAAAUUGUUAAGGUAUUUGAAUGUGUUGUUUAAAAAAGAUUUAGUUAAUUAGUUAUGUAAUUUACGCUUAGCCUAUUGUUAAUAUGCUUUUUAUUUGUA